This is a messenger RNA of Bombina bombina (fire-bellied toad), 4235 nucleotides long. It is a transcript of the gene TMCO4, whose product is annotated as transmembrane and coiled-coil domains 4. The record is from RefSeq and is a predicted model, not a curated record. The transcript is spliced from 14 exons. Lineage: Eukaryota; Metazoa; Chordata; Amphibia; Anura; Bombinatoridae. Bases 150 to 2075 code for a protein of 641 amino acids.
GUGACCUCUAUGACACUCGAAGUCCUUUAGCUAAGUGGGAACUAGCUGUUACCCUGAACUUUGUGUGGAUGUGGCCUGAACUUUAGUAAGUGACAGUAACGACUGUAGUGGUGAUCGGUGAUACAAGGUGGGAGCGUAAGGAGAGUGUCAUGAUGCAAGCUGAAUCAGACGGGAAGCCUAGUGUGUUAGGCAGAUCCCUGAGCGAGCCAGCUAGAUUUGCUUAUGCCGGUCUCUGUGGUCUCUCAUUGGCUCAGCUAUAUCCUGAGGUGGAACAAAGGAGUUUCUGCACAAAGUUUGUCAAGGAUCUGGUGCAAUGGCUGGAUUUGUCUGAGUCUGUUGUGCCAGCAAUGGAAGCGUUUGCCAGCGGCUUAGGGGGCGAAGGAACAGAAACAUUUGCCGAAGUUUUACUGAAGGACCCUGUAAUGCAAACAUCCCCAACUAUAAUUACUCAGGAUUUGGUGUCUUUUUCUCUUAAGGACGGAUAUUAUGAUGCUAGAACACGGGUUCUCAUUUCACACGUGUCUUGGCUGCUUCGAGUUCCUCCACAGACCAUGGAAGUGUGCGAGGAGUCAUUAAUGCAAAAGCUGAAACAGUUUACAGAGGAACCUUCAGAGUCCGUGCAGGAGUCUCGCAGGAAAAAGGAAAGUCGGAAAAAGCUGAAGAGAUAUUUGCUCAUUGGCCUGGCCACUGUUGGGGGUGGCACUGUGAUCGGACUCACCGGGGGCCUUGCGGCCCCUUUUGUAGCUGCAGGAGCUGCCACUAUAAUAGGAAGUGCCGGAGCGGCAGUUCUUGGAUCUACUGCUGGUAUUGCUGUUAUGGCAUCUCUCUUUGGUGCUGCCGGAGCUGGACUAACAGGUUACAAGAUGAAGAAACGCGUAGGCGCUAUAGAGGAGUUUGAGUUUUUACCUCUAACUGGAGGAAGGGAACUUCACAUCUGCAUUGCGAUUACAGGCUGGCUAUCUACGGGAAAAUACGGUAGUUUCUCUGCCCCUUGGCAUAGUUUGCUGCAUUCAACAGAACAGUAUUGCCUGGCCUGGGAGUCCAAAUAUCUCAGGGAGCUCGGAAACGCUCUGGAUACCCUGCUGAAUGGGCUUGUCAACAUGGUAGCGCAAGAGGCGCUGAAAUACACCAUCCUAUCAGGUAUUGUUACUGCCCUGACAUGGCCGGCAUCACUAAUAACUGUAGCCAGCGUCAUUGAUAAUCCCUGGGGAGUUUGUCUCAGCCGCUCAGCAGAAGUUGGCAAACAUUUGGCUCACAUACUUUUGACAAGAGAACAGGGACGGCGACCUGUGACGUUAAUCGGCUUCAGUCUGGGAGCAAGAGUUAUUUACUUUUGUUUGCAAGAGCUGGCUCAAGAAUCAGGCUCUGAGGGGAUCAUUGAGGACGUGGUACUGCUGGGAGCGCCUGUGGAAGGCGAUGCAAAGAAGUGGAAACCGCUGACUCGCGUUGUGUCCGGAAGAAUCAUAAAUGGCUACUGCAGGGGUGACUGGUUAUUGAGUUUUGUCUACCGCAGUUCUUCUGCAAAGCUGAAUGUGGCAGGUCUGCAGCCAGUAAAUAUAGAUGACCGGAGAAUGGUAAAUGUGGAUCUGUCAUCAGUGGUGAAUGGGCACCUGGACUACAUGAAACAGAUGGAUACUCUGCUAAAAGCUGUUGGCAUCAAGACCAAGGAGUGUCGCAUGGAGGGACAGAAUGGGCUUUGUUUUCAGCCAGCAUCAACUUCAGUGAAGAUAGAAAGCCGCCAACCUCCCAUGAACUCUCAACCUGAUGAAGACUCAAGCUGGGAUUGGGAACCUGUAAAUUCUGAGGAAACGUCACAACCUCUAAGUAACAUGGAGGCAUCAUAUUCUAUGGGCAGCCAGGACUGUGCUUCAAAUCAUCAACUUAUGUACUCACAUCCUACCAAACCAUCUUCAUCUCACUGCAUUGGUUGCUGCAAGUUAACGGGCAUUGGGCUGACCUGUUCUGACUGCUCAAACAACAAUGAAAACCUAAUGGAAGAAAAAGAUACUAAAGAAGCAAACAGAACCAUUGAAAAUAUAAGCUGUGAAAUAACAGAUUGUGAUCUUCCACCAUAACCAAAAAACGCGUGUAUAGUAUGUGGUGUUGUGUCCGACUUACCUUCAUGUUGCAGAUAGAGUUGCUAAUGUGCUCUCCAAAGAAGUGUACCCAUUACAAUUUCCAGCAAAGUAGGACAGAGUGUUAAGGAAGACAUGAAGGAUAAGGACAAAGAAUGUAUUAUUUUUAAAUUAAUUUUUAGUGUUACAACUGGAAGACCUUUGCUGUAAAUACUGUGUAAACAUUCACACUGAAUAAUGAGCCAAAACAUAAUGAAAUGCUCUAACAAAUGUGAUAUUGUUAAACAAACACUUGUUUCUAACUGUUAUUAACCACUGCAAUGGGGUUAAACACAUAGCUAAAGAUUUCUUCAUGUGCUACUCCUGAGCAUGGCAUAUAAAGUGAUUGUUGGAUAUGUAUGUAUACCACUUCUGAUUGGCCACUAGCCAUGACUUGUUCAGGAGCAGCAAUACAUCAAGCCUGAGAAUGCAACUUUAAAAAUGUGUUUAAAGGGACAGUCUACAAUAUAAUUGUUAUUGUUUUAAAAGAUAGAUAAUCCCUUUAUUACCCAUUCCCCAGUUUUGCAUAACCAACACUGUUAUAUUAAUACACUUUUUACCUCUGUGAUUACCUUGUACAGGUAUACCCCGCUCAUACAGCGGGUUAGGGACCGGAGCCCCGCUGUAAAGUGAAAACCGCCUUAAAGUGAAACAAGGCAGUUUUAGCUUUCUUUUCAGUGUUUAAAAUCUUGAAAACAUGUUUGAACUAACAUAUUUAGGGGUGCAAUAGUGCUAUGUUUAGUUUAACACUAGCACAGCAAGUAUUCAAUUAGGAUUCAAUAAAUACUGUACCUGUAAAAUUGUGACAAUUACUGUAGUAAAAUUUGCCAGACUAUAGCACUGAGAAACAGAUUGCACUGCAAUGCUAUAAACAGAGUGAACUAAGCAUAAACAAAUGGUGCCAGUCACUUUUCUAGCAAUCUCACGAUGAUUAUAGCACUGUUUCAAAAUCCUUGGAGGUUGAACUUCAGCUCCACAAAGCGCUGUAUUAGCGAAUCGCUGUAAAGUGAAGCGCUGUAAAGUGAGGUAUACCUGUAUCUAAGAACCUUCUUCCAGCCCCAUGAUCACAUGACUGUGACUGUUUAUUAUCUAUUGUCUUGCAUUUAGCAUUGUUUUGUGCUAAUUCUUAAAUACCCCCCAUCUAUUGUCUUGCAUUUAGCAUUGUUUUGUGCUAAUUCUUAAAUACCCCCCUGUGCCUGAACACAGUGUUAUCUAUAUGGCCCACAUGAACAACCCAGUCUUCUGUUGUGAAAAACAAUUUAAAAAGAUGUCAUUAGAGGCAGCCCUCAUGGGCUUAGAAAUUAGCAUAUGUGCCUACCUAGGUUUAGUUUAAACUAAGGAUACCAAGAGGAAAAAGCAAAUUUGAUGAUAAAAGUAAAUUGUAAAGUUGAUUAAAAUUACAUGUCCUAUCUGAAUAAUGAAAGUUUAAUUUUGACUAGACUGCCCCUUUAAAGGGACACUGAACCCAAUUUUUUUCUUUCGUGAUUCAGAUAGAGCAUGAAAUUUUAAGCAACUUUCUAAUUUACUCCUAUUAUAGAAUUUUCUUCAUUCUCUUGGUAUCUUUAUUUGAAAUGCAAGAAUAUAAGUUUAGAUGCCGGCCCAUUUUUGGUGAACAACCUGGGUUGUCCUUGCUGAUUGGUGGAUAAAUUCAUCCACCAAUAAAAAAGUGAUAUCCAGAGUCCUGAAUAAAAAAAAAAACUUAGAUGCCUUCUUUUUCAAAUAAAGAUAGCAAGAGAACGAAGAACCAUUGAUAAUAGGAGUACAUUAGAAAGUUGGUUAAAAUUGCAUGCUCUGUCUGAAUCCCAAAAGAAAAACAUUGGGUUCAGUGUCCCUUUAAGCCCUUUUUCUUGUUCCUCAGAUUGGACCUGAUUUUCUAAAGCUCUCCGCUCAGGCGAGAUUAUCUGGGACAUAUUUUACUUUGAGAGCUGUUUAUCUUAUUAAGGGUGUUCCUAACACUUCUUUAUGUGAAUGAGAGACACCAACAUCAUAGUGCUCAAUAAUAAUAGUUUAAAAUAUGUAUUACAAUUAUGUUUGCAAUAUGCAGGAACAAAUCAUAUUUAAUGUACAAUGUACUUUCAAAACACAAAGUUAAAAACUUACUAAAAAAAAUUUCAAAGCUCA